This is a messenger RNA of Saccostrea echinata, 1176 nucleotides long. Its product is annotated as ubiquinone biosynthesis protein COQ9, mitochondrial-like. The transcript has 9 exons. Gene Ontology annotation, biological process: ubiquinone biosynthetic process. Gene Ontology annotation, molecular function: lipid binding. NCBI's taxonomy places the organism in Eukaryota, Metazoa, Mollusca, Bivalvia, Ostreida, Ostreidae. The coding region runs from base 16 to 987 and encodes 323 amino acids. The record is from RefSeq and is a predicted model, not a curated record. Gene Ontology annotation, cellular component: mitochondrial inner membrane.
UAUUCCGAUAUAACAAUGGCGGCGCCCUGCAUAAAAAUUUGCAAUGUAAUUUUGCGAUCGAUUUCCAGAACAGCUCUGACUAGAUAUAACAGACAUGCUGUUAGACAGAUGUGUACCACCAAUGGAAACAAAAAUCCACCACACAGCAACUUUAUAAAUCAAGAUUCUGCCCAGGGCGGAAGUGGGAGGUCUGAAUUUAAUGCCCAGGGCAGUAAUCAGGGCAGUACCCAGCAAGCAGGUUUCUCAGAGGAGGAAUUACGGACUUCUGAUGAAUAUUCUGGUGAGCAAGAAGAUGAGGAACUGCCAGAAGAAACAGAGGAAGAGUUCCAAACCAAACAAGCUAUACUGAAAGCCUCCCUACCAUUUGUACAUGACCAUGGGUGGACACGAAAUGCCUUAGCAGCUGGAGCAGAAUCUAUUGGUAUGCCAUCAAUAGCCCAUGGAAUGUUUCCUCGGGGUGGAGUGGAAUUAGUGUUUUAUUUUUAUGAAGAAUGUAAUAAAGAAUUGUCAUCCAUAUUGAAACAGAAAGUAGAAGGGAUGAAAGAGAAGGGAGAAAAGCUAAAAACUGGACCUUUCAUACAAGAUGCCGUAGAAACAAGAUUAAAAAUGAUAACACCGUAUAUUGACAAAUGGCCUCAGGCCAUGGCUAUACAGACACUGCCCCAGAAUGCGUUUCAGGCAUGGACUAAUUUAGGACGCUUAAUGGAUGAUAUAUGGUACUAUGCUGGAGAUAAGUCUAAUGAUUUUAAUUGGUACACUAAGAGAGGGUCGUUAGCGGCUGUUUACAAGAGUACAGAGAUCUACAUGAUCCAGGAUAAAUCGGAGGAUUAUGCUGACACCUGGCUGUUCCUGGAGAAUAGGCUGGAAGAUGUGGUCAAGGCUGGACAUCUGACCAGAAAUCUUCAGCAGACUGGCACGGUGCUAUCAGAGGGUGCUAUGGGGAUGUGUAUAAUGACUCGGAACAUACUGGGCAUGAACAACAGAUGACAGACUAAUUAAACAUUGUAGAAACCUUAAAGUGUUUAUUGGUUUAUGUUUUAAACAUAGACUUUUACCAUAUCCAUUCACUUUCUGCUUGCUGCCAUUUAAAAUGUGUUACUUGGUAUAGUGUACAUAGGUCUGUAUAUUGAUUUCGUUAUGAUUAAUGUUUGCGUAAUAAAAUGUUGUAAACAUGUA